AGCGCGCAGCACUCGCGGUCCGGGAGCCGGAGCGCGCCCCACUCGGGGAGGCUGCCUUCUUGCCGGCCGGCGGGCCGACCACAGCGGGACAGAGAUGCUGCUCCUCCGCCCGGGGCCGACGCGGGGGAGGGGCCGGGGGCGGCCGGCCGGGGCUCCCCGCUGCGGGCUCUCGCCUCCCUGGAGCCCCGCCUGGAUCUGCUGUUGGGCGCUCGCCGGCUGUCAAGCGGCCUGGGCUGGGGACCUGCCCUCUUCCUCCGGCCGCCCGCUUCCUCCUUGCCUGGAGGAAGAUUACCACUUUGAAUAUACAGAAUGUGAUAGCAGUGGUUCCAGAUGGAGAGUUGCCAUUCCGAAUUCUGCAGUGGACUGCUCUGGCCUGCCUGACCCAGUGAGAGGCAAAGAAUGCACUUUCUCCUGUGCUUCUGGGGAGUAUCUAGAAAUGAAGAAUCAGGUAUGCAGUAAGUGUGGUGAAGGCACCUACUCCUUGGGCAGUGGCAUCAAAUUUGAUGAAUGGGAUGAAUUGCCGGCAGGAUUUUCCAACGUUGCAACAUUCAUGGACACUGUGGUCGGCCCUUCUGACAGCAGGCCAGAUGGCUGUAACAACUCUUCCUGGGUCCCUCGUGGAAAUUACAUAGAGUCUAAUCGUGAUGACUGCACGGUAUCCUUGAUCUACGCUGUGCACCUCAAGAAGUCGGGCUAUGUUUUCUUUGAGUACCAGUAUGUGGACAACAACAUCUUCUUUGAGUUCUUUAUUCAAAAUGAUCAGUGCCAGGAGAUGGACACCACUGCUGACAAGUGGGUAAAACUCACCGACAGUGGAGUGUGGGGCUCUCAUUCUGUAAUGUUGAAAUCAGGCACAAACAUACUGUACUGGAGAACUACAGGCAUCCUUAUGGGUUCCAAGGCCGUCAAGCCAGUGUUGGUAAAAAAUAUCACAAUUGAAGGGGUGGCGUACACAUCGGAAUGCUUUCCAUGCAAGCCUGGCACCUUCAGCGACGAACCAGGUUCAUUCAUCUGCCAAGUGUGUCCCAGAAACACCUAUUCUGAGAAAGGAGCCAAAGAAUGCAUCAGGUGUGACGUGGACUCCCAGUUUUCAGAAGAAGGAUCCAGCAAGUGUAAGGAGCGUCCUCCCUGUACCACAAAAGACUAUUUCCAGAUCCACACUCCAUGUGAUGAGGAAGGAAAGACACAGAUAAUGUACAAGUGGAUAGAGCCCAAAAUCUGCCGGGAGGAUCUCACAGAUGCUAUUAGGUUGCCCCCUUCUGGAGAGAAGAAGGAUUGUCCACCUUGCAACCCUGGAUUUUAUAACAAUGGAUCUUCUUCUUGCCAUCCCUGCCCUCCUGGAACGUUUUCGGAUGGAACAAAGGAAUGUAGACCAUGUCCAGCAGGAACAGAGCCUGCACUUGGGUUUGAAUAUAAAUGGUGGAAUGUCCUUCCUGGCAACAUGAAAACCUCCUGCUUCAAUGUCGGGAAUUCAAAGUGUGACGGAAUGAAUGGUUGGGAGGUGGCUGGAGAUCAUAUCCAGAGUGGGGCUGGAGGUUCCGAUAAUGAUUACCUGAUCUUAAACUUGCAUAUCCCAGGAUUUAAACCACCGACAUCGAUGACGGGAGCCAUGGGCUCUGAACUGGGAAGAAUAACCUUUGUGUUUGAGACCCUCUGUUCAGCCGACUGUAUUCUGUACUUCAUGGUGGAUAUUAAUAGAAAAAGUACCAACGUGGUCGAAUCAUGGGGUGGAACCAAAGAAAAACAAGCUUACACCCACGUCAUCUUCAAGAAUGCCACAUUUACAUUUACGUGGGCAUUUCAGAGGACCAAUCAGGGUCAAGAUAAUAGACGGUUCAUCAAUGACAUGGUGAAGAUUUAUUCUAUCACUGCCGCUAAUGCAGUUGAUGGGGUGGCGUCCUCGUGCCGUGCCUGUGCCCUCGGUUCUGAACAGUUGGGCUCAUCGUGUGUCCCCUGCCCCCCAGGCCACUACAUUGAGAAAGAAACCAACCAGUGCAAGGAGUGUCCGCCUGACACCUACCUGUCCAUACAUCAGGUCUAUGGCAAGGAGGCUUGUAUUCUAUGUGGGCCUGGGAGUAGAAGCACUCAGGACCACUCAGUUUGCUACAGUGACUGCUUUUUCUACUAUGAAAAAGAAAAUCAGAGUUUGCACUAUGACUUCAGCAACCUCAGCAGUGUGGGCUCCUUAAUGAAUGGUCCCAGCUUUACCUCCAAAGGAACAAAAUACUUCCAUUUCUUCAAUAUCAGUCUAUGUGGGCAUGAGGGGAAGAAGUUGGCUCUCUGCACCAACAAUAUAACAGACUUCACAGUAAAGGAAAUGGUGGCAGGGUCAGAUGAUUACACGAACUUGGUGGGAGCAUUUGUAUGUCAGUCAACUAUUAUUCCUUCUGAAAGUAAGGGCUUCCGAGCAGCCUUAUCGUCACAAUCCAUCAUUCUGGCAGAUGUAUUUUUAGGAGUGACUGUUGAAACCACUUUGCAAAAUAUUAAUAUAAAAGAAGAUAUGUUCCCAGUUUCACCAAGCCAAAUACCAGAUGUGCAUUUCUUUUAUAAGUCUUCUACAACUACAACCUCUUGUGUUAAAGGCCGAUCAACUGCUGUGAAAAUGAGGUGUAAUCCUGCUAAACCAGGAGCUGGAACCAUUUCAGUACCCAGCAAGUGUCCAGCAGGUACCUGUGACGGAUGUACAUUCUAUUUCCUGUGGGAGAGUGCUGAAGCUUGCCCUCUGUGCACAGAGCAUGACUUCCAUGAGAUUGAGGGUGCCUGUAAGAGGGGAUUUCAGGAAACCUUAUACGUGUGGAAUGAACCUAAGUGGUGCAUUAAAGGAAUUUCUUUGCCUGAGAAAAAGUUGUCAACCUGCGAAACUGUUGACUUUUGGCUAAAAGUGGGAGCAGGUGUGGGAGCUUUUGCAGCUGUUUUGCUGGUGGCUCUAACUUGCUACUUCUGGAAGAAGAAUCAGAAACUGGAGUACAAAUAUUCCAAAUUAGUAAUGACGACAAACUCAAAAGAGUGUGAACUCCCAGCUGCAGACAGCUGUGCUAUCAUGGAAGGAGAAGAUAAUGAAGAGGAAGUUGUAUAUUCCAAUAAACAGUCGCUACUGGGAAAACUCAAAUCCUUGGCAACAAAGGACAAAGAAGACCAUUUUGAAUCUGUUCAACUGAAAUCCUCAAGAUCUCCCAAUAUAUGAAAGACAGUGCUGUAGCCUUCAGACUAAUGAACAAAGAAACCUGCUCUCUAGUUUUACAGGACCAUAGUUUAGAGCCUGUCCUAGUAUCCGGCACAUUGGUGAUGUCACAGAGGAGGGCCAUGCCGCUGAAAAGGGAAGGAGGUUGAAAUGUUAGAUUGCCUUAUAACGUAGUCAAGUGUCUUGCCAAAAAUAAGAAAGCAAAUGUUUUGAGUCUCAACUGAAGAUGAAGCUCAACUCAGGAAGAGAUGUAUCUGUAUAUACAAAUAACUCAAAACCAAGGUUAAGCCCACGAGUGCACUGCUGAUGCAUGCCAUAGAAUUAAUGGGUAACUUUCCUUCUUUAUGAAUUCUAUAUAAAAAGUGUGUUUGGAGGGCUGAUGUGAGCAUAUGCAUUGUGAUCCCAUUUAUGUCUUGUCUUUGUUUAUAUUUUGGGGAACAAUUUGAAAAAAUUUUUAAGGUACAGUUAUUUUUUCCCAUUAUUUAUUUUCCUG
Molecule: messenger RNA, 3674 nt
Organism: Lagenorhynchus albirostris (white-beaked dolphin)
Lineage: Eukaryota; Metazoa; Chordata; Mammalia; Artiodactyla; Delphinidae
Gene: ELAPOR2
Product: endosome-lysosome associated apoptosis and autophagy regulator family member 2
Exons: 22
Coding region: 95-3184 (1029 amino acids)
Biological process (GO): positive regulation of BMP signaling pathway
Source: RefSeq, a predicted model, not a curated record